AGACAAUSURUUUAUUUAUAUGUUUGUAAACAUUGAAUGAAUGAAUGAGCGGUCAAUUGUUGAGACUAUAAGGACAAGUGAUUUACCGAUUAAUUGAUCCGUMAAGUGAUGCCAAAUCAGUCUACAAAUGGACCGUCGGGUCGACCRAAGCCAGAAUGUGAUCCAAUAAAAGACGAAAAGAUGGGUCUUAUGCGGGAAGUGGGCGGACAAGCAGUUUGGUCACUGUCUUCAUGCAAACCAGGCUUUGGUGUCGACCAAUUGCGGGACAACUGUUURGAGACCUAUUGGCAGUCAGAUGGACCACAACCUCAUUUAGUAAACAUACAGUUCCGCCGUAAGACAACCAUUCAAGAUGUAUGUAUUUAUGCCGACUAUAAGCUGGACGAGUCAUACACACCUAACCGCAUAUCUGUGAGGGCUGGCAAUCACUUUCACGAUCUCCAAGAGGUUGAGCUCAUGGAUCUGAGUGAACCCAAUGGUUGGGUUGUUAUACCAUURAAAGACUCGAAUGACUCUCCAAUUCGGGCUUUUCUCAUACAGAUUGCUGUAUUGUCUAACCAUCAAAACGGUAGGGACACACAUAUCAGACAAAUCAAAGUGCAUUCACCCGUUCAGAACUCAAUAGUCUCAGUAUUGGACUUUCCCAUCAAUUUCACGACUGUCCAAAUGGCACAGCACUCGACUAUUAGAUAG
Messenger RNA from Oppia nitens, 693 nucleotides. It is a transcript of the gene APC10, whose product is annotated as anaphase-promoting complex subunit 10-like. The transcript is spliced from 2 exons. Lineage: Eukaryota; Metazoa; Arthropoda; Arachnida; Sarcoptiformes; Oppiidae. The record is from RefSeq and is a predicted model, not a curated record. Gene Ontology annotation, biological process: protein K11-linked ubiquitination; anaphase-promoting complex-dependent catabolic process. Gene Ontology annotation, cellular component: anaphase-promoting complex. The coding region runs from base 109 to 693 and encodes 194 amino acids.